This is a messenger RNA of Stegostoma tigrinum, 4446 nucleotides long. RefSeq names its product ankyrin repeat domain-containing protein SOWAHA. NCBI's taxonomy places the organism in Eukaryota, Metazoa, Chordata, Chondrichthyes, Orectolobiformes, Stegostomatidae. The record is from RefSeq and is a predicted model, not a curated record. Bases 140 to 1087 code for a protein of 315 amino acids. The transcript has 7 exons.
CGCCGCGCAGAAGCACUGGCGGCCAGAGCCUGUCAGCUGCAAUUUCAAGCGGGAGGCGGGCGGCGCGUGUGGGCUGUGCUCGUUGAGUCCGUUAUUUUGGAGGCUGUCAAGGAACCACGCACUUACUGCCUGACAGCCAAUGGCGGAAUGUGGGUCUAAGGAUCUGCGAGAAGAUGCUCUCAUCGACUUCUUGGCGAAGAAAGGCGGCCGAGUUAAAAACAAGGAGUUGGUGGAGAGGUUUAAAAAAUUCAUCAACGCGCCGGAGCCUCAGCUGAAAGCUAAAUAUCGUGAUAUCUUCAAAGAUAUUGUCAACAAAAUUGCACUGGUCAAACAGGAAGAUAAUGGUAUACACGUGAUGUGCAAAGCGAGAAAGACACAGGGCGAAAAAUAUGUUGUUCUUAAAAAGAAAUAUCAACGUCUUGUACGGGAAAGAGAUGGAUACCACAAAGAAGAAAACAUUACAAUGAGUACUCCUGCAGAAGAGUUUGUUGAGCAGUUACGGAAAGAAGAACUAUCCCCACAUUCUGAGGAAGAAAAACAGCAGAACUCUAACUCUGAUGCUCCAAAAAGCAAGAAGACCUUUACAAUGGAAACCCUACUGAAAAUAGAUAUUAGUGAACCUACAAGCAGCAAGAUUUCUGCAGGGAGCUCUACAGAAGAAAAAGUGAACAUGUGUGAGUGGCUUGUACAAGAAUUACCUCCACCAGCAGCUGACACUAAGAUCAAGGUGCCUUCAGAGCUAGCAAGGCAGAGCCAGGAAAGACCCAGUAUUUGCUUCAGUGAAGCAUUCGGAGGAAAACAGGGCAAAAGGCUUGAUACCGCAUCUGAAAGUGUUACAGAAUGUCCAGUGCAGAUUGAAGUAAAGGUGGAAGAGCCCCAAACAGAUGGAUUUGAUGCUGUGUUCAAGGAUGACUCUGUGCAAAAUGGAUUUGAAGAUGGCACUGGAAGUAUGGGUUCACCAUCUGUUGCUUUGGAUCCUUUGGAAAAGGAGUGGCUGAAGUGUGCUGCCAGUGGGCAAUUAACUGCUUUGUGUGACCUCCUCAGGCAGGAUCCAUCUUUGGCAACAAAAAAGGUAAAUAGAAAGUAAUUGCCACAUAUAUAUAAAAAAAAACAAAAAGACAACAACUUAAACUUUUCAUGAGUUGGAAUUUGGUGUCAGCAACAAAGGAUUGGCCCUCACCACUGACCUUAAAGAAGUUUACCUAUGAAGAUCAAAUGAUACUUAGAGUGUAAAUUAAGCUAGUAUGCCAAGAUUGACAGGCUAGUAAAUUAAAUGAAAGUUUGUGCUGCCCAGGAAAUCUUGAGCCAUCAAAAGACUGUAGAAAAACAGUUUAAGGGCAUGAAGGGGUAAUAAUGAGGUGAGCUGACCUUGAAGAGAAACUCAUCCUGUUCUUGCCACCUCACCGCACUCACUAUGUUCUGGGGAAAAAUGAUCAUCUCAGCCUGCCACUAUUUAAGCAGGUUAUCCCCAGUUUCCCCAGUCUGGUUGGUCUCUGGCCCCCCAAACCCCUGCCCUUACUGAUCUCCCUGAAUUCUCUCUCCCCAAACACCCAUUCCCUUAUGAGGUUUCCCCCUGAUGCUGGAUCACCAAAGGGGUAGGUCUCAACUGAUGGACUUUUGGAUUGAGAAGCUGCCUGUUCCUAAUGGGCCAAAUGAUUCUGUCACCGUCAAAGCCUGUAAUAAAAAAAAGGUUUAUUUAACCUAUUUUUAUAACCAAUCUGUUCAGAGAUAUUAUUACACAUAUCUGGAAUAGGUGGGACUUGAACCCAGACCUCCCAGUCCAGGGAUAGGGACACUACCACCACAAGAGGGCCCGAAAGCUUGCGAUAGGCAUAAAGACCCAACCGUAGUAAUUCUGUCAACUCUCAACUAACUCGAUCGUGUCAAUCAACUUGUUGUUUAAACAAUGGAAGUGGCUUAUCACUGCCACCUACCAAAUUCGCAAGCAUAUGCUUUUAAACAAAACAGAUAAAAUUCCAUCCUAAGAAACUGUGGCCUGUCUGAAGUAAGUCUGCAAAUGUUGAGACAACAGUGGUUUCCCUUUUUUUAUGCAUAUGUGCACCUAUUGUUCUGAGACGAACAACUGACUAGUUGAGUAAGAAGUUUGGGCAUCCUAGUCCUAUGAGAAGAUCGGUGUCAGACAAACACUGGGAUCCAGCUUCACUCUGCAUCCUUGACUAGGAGGUUGUCAAUUUUUGGCCAUGAAAUAAGAAUGACAAAAUGAAGAGUGCCAAAAGGCUACAGUUCCCUUGGAACUGGACCUUAACCUUCAGAAACAAAUGUAAAAUGAAGCAAAAGCAUUUUUGAUUUAAUCUGUGACUUAGUUGUUAGUUGAUCUGCCACUAUCAUGCUCUAUUGAAUUUGGAGCAUUGUAUGAAGGUGAAAUGCUGCGUUUCAAAAUAAAACAAAAUGCUAUCGUCAUUGGAUCUUUCAGUCGUGCUUCUUGAUUAGCUGAUCAAAGUGGUAUUGAUGCUAAUUAAGGCAUUAAGUUUUCCUUACAGUUAAAGAAGAUAUACUUACCUUUUAGAGAUGGGGUAAACCUUUAAAUUCCAAAUCAAUGCCUAAUUCACCAGGAAUGUGUAAAUUCAGCAUCCAUUAGUUACAUUUAAGUAGUGUGUUUUAUUUUAGUAGUGUUUGUUCUGGGAGCUACCUUAUUGCUCUACACGCCAUUACUUAUUACUUUACUAGUAAAGAAACAUCUGUGUUAAAAUAUCUAUUUUCUCUCGCUUUAUAAACCACCUGAUGAAAAUCUAAAGGACUUCACAUCUGUAAGUGACUAUGUUUAUACUUCUACGUUUAAUUUGGAGUUUUGAAUUCAUCAUCUAAAAUCUAUAGUACUUAAAUAUGUUUAUAUGCUUGUAUCCAAUCUCUUACACAAUGAGUAAAUUUAAGUAACAACUGAAGAAAUGUCUGUGAGUGAGAUAAUUGAAUAGCACCACCAAAAUGAUAUUGUAACUGUGUAGUUAAAAUACAAAGGUAAGAAUUAACUAACUUAAUAUGUACUUUGUCACUUGAACAAGCGACCCAAGUUCCUUAAUGUAUCUUUACAAGGAGUUUAAGAAAGAUACUAAAUGCCCUUGAUCUGUCUCUAGACACUGUCACUAUGUUAAUUUUAUGUAGGGUUUCACUUUUUCUCUCCAAAGGCAGUGGACAUUCCCACACCACAGAUUCCCAUGUUGUAAUUCUGGAAUACUGAAUAAAGUUUAUAGGUAUUUAGAAGCUAAAUAUUACAAGUUUAAGCAACCAUGUCUGGAUGUAAAUUGUAGAGCAUCCUACUUGCGAUCUGAUUUCAAUUCGUUUUGCUGAUAUUUCAAAGUUGGAAAUAAUAUUUUGAGAUGCUUAACAUGAGGAUUUUUGCUUUAUUUGAUUUUUUUUUUCUGGAUUCAUAGAAGCUGAAUAGAUUAUCUGAUGAAAAAUGUUCUGACUUUGUGUAAUUUUAUAUUGGCCAAGAUGUCAAAAGAAUAGAGAGAACUUGUAUGAAUAUCUAAGUUUUAAAUUCUUGACUAAAUAUAUCUUUGUUUUUCUCUGUGCACUGUUUAUGUGAAAUGAAUCAUCUUGGCUGAUUACUAUAACUUCAAAACAAUCUCUCUGAUGUUAGGGGGUAAGUACCUACGCAAACAGAUCCUGUAGCCUGUAUAUCUCUGAAUUUUGUUUAGGUUUCAUUUGUCCCACACUGGUAUAGAUUGCAACUUGUGAAAUUUCUCUUCAGAAGCCAGUUGAAUGCAUUUGAAUUAGAAGGUUUUGCAUUUUAUCCGUCCUAACACCGUGGAAGCUUUUGCACGUUUUAACAAAAACGUCCAAAAUGCUUACACAAUCAUUUAAAGCUAGCUUUGUACUAAAUAGUAAUUCACUUCUAUUUGCCCCGAUAGUGAAUCUUUAACGUAUCAGCUAACAUAAUUUAUUGCUAGUUUAUAUCAAUCAGCAAGUUAAAUUGAGUGAUCUGCAGGCUGCACAAGACAUUUAACUUAACACAAGCUUGGGGAGGAUGACAGAGAAAUGCGGACAGUGAGCAUUCACAGGGUUUAAAAAAUAAAUCAAAUUUACAAGAAGAACUGGAGGAAAAGGGGGGAAAAUCAAGCCAAAGUUACCAAAUAUUUUAAAUGUUUAUGUUUUAAUGUUUAUAUAGACACCAUAAAAUUUGUUUGACUCUUCAUUAUUUUGUGAUCACUUAAUGUGCUGCAUUAAAUUCUUCUGAUUUACUUUUUGAUUGCAUCACUCACUAAUCUUUGAUAUUAACGUGAUCAUAUUAACCUUCCAUAAACCAGUGCAUCUUAUAAGCAACAGGUAAGGGGGAUUGAAGGUAACUAGAUAUUGAUAUGGAUGAAUGGGUUGCUGGAUGUAUGUCAAGUUGAAUUUUACUGUAUUGCUUUAGAAAAAUAUUACAGACCUUUGUAAGAGCUACUUGACUCUGUCUUCUCUGGGACAGAACAUUUGAAUUGAGUUAAG